Messenger RNA from Aedes aegypti (yellow fever mosquito), 864 nucleotides. Its product is annotated as rab-like protein 3. Gene Ontology annotation, molecular function: GTP binding; GTPase activity. Gene Ontology annotation, cellular component: endomembrane system. Gene Ontology annotation, biological process: intracellular protein transport. The record is from RefSeq and is a predicted model, not a curated record. The transcript is spliced from 3 exons. Lineage: Eukaryota; Metazoa; Arthropoda; Insecta; Diptera; Culicidae. The coding region runs from base 75 to 770 and encodes 231 amino acids.
GUUCACUUGAAGCAGUGUUGUUUUUCUUCCACAGGCGCUAGGUUGGAUUCACUGACCGGAAUUAAAACGAGUUUAUGGCAGCAAUCGACAAAGUUCGCGUUUUGGUCGUAGGCGAUUCCGGUGUUGGGAAGACUUCUUUAACUCACUUAAUAGCAAACAACGAGCCACUUACCUCGCCAGGAUGGACCGUCGGUUGUGCUGUCGAGGUGAAACUCCACGAGUAUAAGGAGGGCACCCCCUCCCAAAACACGUUCUUUAUAGAGCUGUGGGACGUGGGUGGAUCCAUCAGUCACAUGAAUACCCGAGGUGUGUUCUAUAAUCCUACACAUGGCAUCAUCUUGGUACAUGACCUGACCAACAAGAAAAGCCACGACAAUUUACAGCGUUGGCUGAUAGAGAUCUUGAAUAAGGAUGGAAAAGACGCAUUGAAAGGUGGUGAUUUCCUGGACAUUGAUCCCGAACAAUUUCUGGGAUCGACUCAGUUUAAAAAUUCUCAGAUCCCUAUACUGGUAAUCGGAACUAAGCUGGAUAUGCUAGAUGAACAUCAUAAGAACAAGAUCCUCAACAAAACAUCUGCUGGAAGUAUUGCAGAGCAGUGUGGUGCGGAUGAAAUAUGUCUAAACUGUCAUGAAGCCAGAAGCCUAGCAGCUGGAACUACAGAUUCAGUUAAGUUAUCACGAUUUUUCGACAAAGUCAUUGAACGCAAAUAUUACAGCAGAGAUACAAGUCGAAAAUAUGCAGGAUCGUACAAUCCAUCUCUGCCAGGCUAAUUCAACACGUUUGGUGCAGCGCCUCAAGCGAGUCUCUACAGUCAAACCUCUUCGGAGACCAUAGCAUGAACAGUAAAAUUAGGUAAAUUGUUGA